Messenger RNA from Diospyros lotus (date-plum), 2382 nucleotides. RefSeq lists its product as uncharacterized. The record is from RefSeq and is a predicted model, not a curated record. The transcript has a single exon. Bases 1 to 2382 code for a protein of 793 amino acids. Lineage: Eukaryota; Viridiplantae; Streptophyta; Magnoliopsida; Ericales; Ebenaceae.
AUGGCUAGAGUACCAACCAACCGUGAACGACUUGAGAACCUUGAAAACAUGUCUAGCACCAUGGAAGAUAGGUUUUCAAGAAUGGAGCAGACUCUGCAACGACUUACGCUAUUGGUUGAACAACAGCAAUCAUCAAGGCGAAGCAACAGCAGAUCACCCCCCAGACAACGAACUCCUGCCUCUGUUAGCCAAAGGCAUGAUUCAAGAUCCGAGGACGACUCUGAAGAUGAACGACAAGAAGACAACAGGGAAGCCACUACAAAUCCCUUUGCCCGCAAGCAAUCCACCUUUAAACCGCGACUGCAAUUUCCUACCUUCAAUGGUGAGGAUCCGAUUUCUUGGCUCAGCCGUGCCAAUCAAUUCUUCAAGUCACAAGACAUAACCAGUCAAGAGAAGGUAGACUAUGCUGCCUACUUUUUAGAAGGAGAGGCCAAUCACUGGUGGCAGUGGCUCUCUCGCACUUAUGAGAAUCAGGGCAAAACAAUCCGGUGGAAGGACUUUGAACAAGAAAUUCGCACCAGAUUCGGCCCUACCGGAUACAUGGACUACGAUGAAGCAUUGUCAAAAAUGCAGCAAACGAGAUCCCUCCGUGACUACCAGAAAGAAUUCGAAAGAGUUGCCACACAGGUGAGGGACUGGCCUGAAAAGGCUUUGAUUGGGGCAUUUGUUGGAGGCCUUAAGCCAGAAUUAGCAACAGAAGUGAAGUUGCAUAGGCCCACCCACUUGCGUCAUGCCAUAGAGAUUGCAAGACUGAAGGAUGAACAGGUGCAAUCCAUGCGCAAGUCAUAUGCCUACAAAGGCCCUACUGUGGCCGCAAGCAGUAGCGGGUACAAGCCAAAGGUACCACCCCCGCCACAAGCCAUGUCCAGUAAGUCUAUUCCCCCAGGCGUGCGGCGCCUUUCAUGGGACAAAAUGCAGAAGCGACGUGAGCAAGGCUUAUGUUUUAACUGCAACGAGAAGUUUACGCCGGGCCACAAGUGCAAGAAGGCCCAAGCCUUUCUGAUCGAGUGCGACCACCCUCAGGACUGGGAUGAGGAAGAGGCAGAGCCCAACAUGCCUCUCGACUGGCCCGCAGAAGCCAUUGAAGCAGCCAGUGACGAACAGCCCGAAGUAUCUCUGCAUGCUUUAGCUGGUUCAUCCGGGCCACAAACCAUGCGCAUCACAGCCAUGUUGCGCAACCGUGAAGUCAGCCUACUCAUUGAUAACGGGUCAACACACAACUUCAUCAGUACAAGGAUCGCCCAAAGGUUGCAGAUCCCUAUCACCCACAUUGACUCUUUCCAUGUGCGUGUAGCCAGCGGGGAAAAGCUGACAUGCACCCAGCAAUGCAAAAGCGUGAAUCUGAAGAUCCAACACAUUGCAGUGACGGUGGACCUGUAUGCCAUACCAUUGGCAGGGGUCGACAUCGUAUUAGGCGUGCAGUGGCUAUCCCAGUUGGGCAAAGUGGCUUUCGACUACAAGCGACUGACCAUGGAAUUCACACUUGGAGACCAACCGGUAUGCUUGUCCAUGCAGCCUGGUCACAGCCAUGCAAUCAAAAGAAACGAGAUACAGAAGUUGAUCCGAGCGGGAGGUGAAUGCUAUGCCAUUCAAGUAGCCACCCAACCCCGCAGCCAAGAAGAUUUUCCCACAGCAACCGACCCACAGAGGGAAGAAAUAGCAACCGACAUUCAAGAGGUGCUUGCAGACUUUCCCUCGGUUUUGCAAGAACCCACCACCCUACCACCAAGCAGGGCGUGCGAUCAUCGCAUCACCCUCAUAGACGAACAGCAGCCCGUGAACGUACCCCCAUACAGGUACGCCCACCAUCAAAAAGACGAGAUAGAGAGGCAAGUGAAGGAGAUGCUCAAGCAGAAUCUCAUACGACCCAGCACCAGUCCCUUCUCUUCGCCAGUUCUACUUGUCAAGAAGAAGGACGGGUCGUGGCGCUUUUGCACAGACUACCGCGCCUUGAACAAAGCCACUGUGAAGGAUCGAUUCCCCAUUCCAUCCAUUGAUGACAUGCUGGAUGAGUUGGGAGGCGCAACAGUUUUUUCAAAGUUGGACCUGCGGGCAGGAUACCAUCAGAUCCGCAUGCACCCGCCUGACAUCCACAAGACAGCCUUCCGCACCCAUCAUGGCCACUAUGAGUACCUUGUCAUGCCGUUCGGAUUGUGCAACGCGCCAUCAACCUUUCAAGCGGCAAUGAAUCAAAUUUUCCAGCCAGUGCUCCGUAAGUUCGUCUUGGUUUUCUUUGAUGAUAUCUUAAUUUACUCCAAGACACGGGCACAACAUCUCCAGCAUCUGCGUCAAGCGCUCACCAUCUUGGCCCAAGCCCACUUUUGCAUAAAGCUGUCCAAAUGUGCAUUCGGCCAGACUGAGGUAGAGUACUUGGGACAUUAG